AUGGGGUCGUCGUCGUCCACGCAGUCGUCGAUGAACAACUUCGUGGGGAUGGGACGGCUGCGCGAGGACAUGAAGAUCUAUCAGUUGGUGGACAUGCACGGAGGCGGAGAGCUCCUGCCGUGGCUCAGGUACCGUGUUCCCUUGGAAGUCGUUGGGAUGUCCAUAAAAGCAAUGAGCCAACCUGCAAUUUUCGUCUUCUUUCCUUUUUCUCUUCACUCCCACAAUCAUUUACAUUGACUUUUGCUUACUCUGUUUUACGAAUCGGUUUGUAGUUCUCCUGAAUGACGCACUUGCGGGGAGUACAUUUUCUGGUUGCCUCAGCAGAUUAAGUGACAGAAGGAGCAUUGAAACUCUCUUGAUUCCCGGGUUACAGUAAGCAGCCAAUCGCAGGCGCAGGUGCAAUUCACUUUCCAUUUCUCUAUGGCUAAUCAGCUUUUUAUGUACAAAUUUGACAUCACCUGCUCUUUCAGAUAUGCCAUUGUGAGUAGAGACACCUCGUUUAUCGACGCGUACCUGGAAACGAAAGUGAAAGAUUUCCUUUAUAAUGGAGGAAAAGGGAAGUUGGUCACGACUACUGAACUGGUCAAAUUGAGGAAUAAGGUGAGAAGGCGAAGGGGAAUGUAAUGAAAUAAAACGAAUGCGUUUUCAGGAGAGAAAUGAGAGACUCGGCGCCUUUUCGCGGAAAAAAGGAAAGGGAAAAAGUGGACCGAAUGUUCUGGACGACUUUAAUCAAGAAGGAGAGAACGUGGGAGAUCUGAAAAAGGCAUUGAAAUUGUUGGACGGAGGGGGCAAGAACGGACGGAAUGAGAGCAAGUACAGAGAGAUUUCGUGGAAGUUGGAGGAGAGGGGCUCGAUGGGCGAGACCAUCAUCGGAUGCUGUCUUCUGCACGCGUCCGAGAUCCACAACGCACUCGUGCUCAAGAUUCUCGAGUACUAUCCGAAGCUGCUGAAUGACAUCCACAUAUCGGAAGACUUUUACGGACUUUCACCUCUCCAUCAAGCCAUCAUCAACACCGAUUGCAAAUUGGUGUACAAGUUCUUGAAGCUCGGUGCCGAUGUUGGUUCUCGAUGCUAUGGAGCGUUCUUCUGCGCCGAUGAUCAGAAAGCAUCGAGGACUGAUUCGUUAGAGCACGAAUACGUGGAACUCUCACUGAAGACGAACUAUACCGGGUGAGUUGGAAGGCCUUCUCCUCCGUCCAUUCCCACCUCUUUUCCAGAAACAUGUACCUGGGCGAGUACCCUCUCUCCUUCGCCGCCUGCCUCAAUCAACCCGACAUGUUUCGCCUCUUGCUCGCUUUCAAAGCCCAGCCGAAUGCACAGGAUACAAAUGGAAACUCCGUGCUGCACAUGUGCGUAAUCCACGAAAAUAUGCAAAUGUUCAAGCUGGCAUUGGAGUGUGGAGCCAGUCUCAGAUUGGUCAACAAACAGAGUCUGUCGCCUCUCACGCUCGCCGCGAAACUGGCCAAAAAGGAGAUGUUCGAUGAGAUUCUGGAGCUGGAAGGAGACAGUGUGUGGGCGUAUGGAGACGCCUCCUCGACUGCCUAUCCGUUGGCAAAGAUCGAUACGAUCAAUGAGACGAGCGGGGAAAUGAACGAGGCGUCGGCACUUUCUUUGGUCGUAUACGGGGUACGGACGGUGAUUUGUGAGCGGUGAAAGCAAGCAAUGAUUUCAGCAAACCGUAGAGCAUCUCGAACUUCUGGACGGUCUCUUGGACACGCUUCUCGAAGCGAAAUGGGAGUCAUUCGCCAAGAGAAAGUAGAUUUUCCAUUCUCUUUUUAUUGAUAACUUUCAUUGCAGCAUGAUCAUUUCUUUCACUGCGUUCACCCUCUACUACAUCUGCUUUGUCACUGCGUUCACGUUGCGUCCGAUUGGAUUCUCAACCGAAAUGAUAACGGAAGGAUGGAUAAACAGAUACUCGGAGCCGUUCCCGGGAAGGUACGGAAAGGACGGCGAACCGCGAGUUUCGCCAGUCAUCAACACGACCAACGGACUCAAAACGUGGUGUAAGUCUGAGAACUAAAGAAGGAAUUCCAAUUGAAAUCAUUGCAGCCGAAUCGCUUUCUCAGUGCCAUCUCCGCAAUUACUGGGACCCCGAUAUUCCGUUCGCAAAUGCUUACGUGAGUGAACUAAUCCAGUCAUCCGCACUUCAAAUGUUCAGAUCCGUCUCGCUUUUGAAAUAUUCGUCGUCAUUGGCAUCGUCAUUCAAAUCUUCCUCGACUCUCGUGAUAUCAAGCGAAUCGGACGGAAGAAGUGGUGGGCUGUUCUCGUAAGUGAACGUCCCGCUCCUUUUUCCGAUGGUCAAAUGAUUUCAGACUGCUUUCCCUGCCAAAAUAACAUUCAAGCUAACCUAUUUCCUCGUUCUCGCCAUGAUUCCCACUCGCCUCGCCUGCAAUCUCUCGCCCGUUCUCUUGGUUAUCGACAACGUGCUCAUCACAAUCACAAUGAUCUUCACAACUGUCCAUUACCUCUACUACUGUCGUGUCAUCCGAUUUGUGGGUCCAUUCGUCUUGAUGGUCUACACGAUCAUUGCCACGGACAUCUUCCGAUUUAUGCUCAUCUACGGCAUCUUCCUCAUGGGCUUCUCGCAGGCAUUCUCUCUCAUCUUCUUAUCCUGCGAACGGGAAGCGAACAUCAUCAAAGAACUUAUCACAAAUCAGUCAUUGACUACGAACGAAACUGCAAGAGCCAUAUACACAGCCACGAUCAAUGCGUACGACACGACAGUAAGCGGCCGCCCGGCAACGCGAAUUUUGUCGAUCUUAUUCAGAUUGUGAAGAACGCGGAAGCAUUCGAGAACGUCAUCCAGUCUCCAAUUGAGGCCUUCGUCCGUACGUUCAUUCUGACAAUCGGAGAGUUCACAGUCCUCUACCGUAAUCUCGCCCUUUGCCCGGCAAACACGAUGGUUUGGAUCGGAAAAGUGAGACAUGAUUCUGAGCCGCAUGGGGGUAAUGUAAUUCAGGUUGUGUUCAUCACAUUCGAACUGUUCGUAAGUGUCAUGCAGUUCAACAUGCUGAUUGCAAUGAUGACACGAACAUAUGAGACCAUCUUCCAGACUCAGUUGGAAUACAAGAGACAGGUGACCAACAGAGAUGAACACUUCCAAUUUACCUUCUUUGUUUCCAGAGAGCUCAGGUCAUUCUCAUGCUCGAAUUGUCGCUUAGUCCGAAAGAACGCCUUCAAUAUCUUCUGAAGUAUUCCAGACCGACGGGAACGAACAAGAAAACGAGAAGUUUGGUUGUCAGCAAAAAGGCGACGGUAAUGACAACAGCAAGAAUAGAGUACAUUUGAAAAGUGAGAUUUCAGUUCAAUCGGGAGACGAAACAAGGUCAACGUGUGCUCGAAGAGAAGAUGAAAAAGAUGGUGGAGGAGAAGAAGGCGAUUCUGAAGAGGAAGCUGAAGGACAUGGAGAUAAAGGAAGGCAUCCGUCCGGUGACUGGCUACUCGCGGACACCCCGUCCGCACACCCAGUACAUGAACAGAGGCGCCGGAAAUGCUCCGCAACAGAACGGAAAUGCCAAUUUACAGUUAUAA
Molecule: messenger RNA, 3531 nt
Organism: Caenorhabditis sp. 36 PRJEB53466
Lineage: Eukaryota; Metazoa; Nematoda; Chromadorea; Rhabditida; Rhabditidae
Source: the annotation of a GenBank genome assembly